AUGGAUUACCCAGGAUUUUCUAUAUUUCCCAUCCCGGCCUCAAUUCGGCGACGAUUGCCCCGCCUAUAUUUGUCUCGGGCCGUGAUCAAGUCGGAGACAACCGGGGAUCCGCGCCGCGGACUGGCAUCCACAUCUGAACCUCAGCUGUGUUACACCAAAUUUCCACUGGGUCCCGAGGUCCAACGACCCUCAACAGCAAGCGAUGACCAAGAUUUCGAUUCUAGGUCCAGAGGAUCGGACAGUACAGCCGAGGAAAUGGGAUCUCCAACGAAAUAUGAGGCCGAGUCUGGGUUGCGAUGGAACAGAGUAGUACCCGCGUUCAACCUCCUUCGUAAUGCGGGAUACGAAGCACAGCAGCCGCAUGCUGAUGGCCGACUGGCGCGGUCUCUCUAUGUUAACGCAUUGGUUUACCUGCUCGAUGCUUUGCCUCCGGACCUUACUGGCGAGGAAACGUCCAUGCUUCGGCAUCACAUCCCAGAGUCUGUUAAGGCGACAUUAACCACAUACCCGCAACCGCCCAGGUAUCUGCAACCCAAAUCAAGUCCCGUUUCCAGGUCUUACCUGCAUAAGGUGCUUGCUUCGACAAUCCUGCAGUUGUUCAUCUUUGUUCGAUUUAUUUUACCAUAUGCCAAGCUGCUAUUGCGGCAGGUUUAUGAGUACGAGCGAACACAUCGCAUCACUGAGCGUAUCUUGACCACAACUCUGGAUGCCGCGGACGGCCUGGGAAAGGGUAGUGUGAAUAUCGGUGCUGCUGUUUGCAAGUUGAAUGAAGGGCGGGUUGGCGCUGCAUUGUCCAACUUUGCAGUUUGGUGGAUGGAAGGAGUGGCUGGUGGUAUAUAUGAGGGUGUCGGUGAAGGGAUGAUGCAUCUGGGUAUAAUGGGACAGGAGGCAGAGCUUGAUAGAUUUCCUGUGCAAUCAAUGAAUAGAUAA
This is a messenger RNA of Penicillium soppii, 930 nucleotides long. RefSeq lists its product as uncharacterized. The transcript has 2 exons. The record is from RefSeq and is a predicted model, not a curated record. NCBI's taxonomy places the organism in Eukaryota, Fungi, Ascomycota, Eurotiomycetes, Eurotiales, Aspergillaceae. Bases 1 to 930 code for a protein of 309 amino acids.